AUGCACAGAACAUACUCGUUGAGAUCCCAAAAGGCCCCCACCGCUGCUCAAUUGCAGUCCCCUCCACCUCCAACUUCCUCCACCAAGUCCAAGUUCUUCGGUAAGGGUGGUAUUACCUCCACUUUCAGAAAGAACUUGGCCGGUGCCACUGGUCCAGAGAUGUCCAGAAAGUUGGCCCAGUUCAUUAAGAUGGAGAAGAACGUCAUGAGAGCUGUUGAGUUGACCGCCAGAGAGCGUCGUGAGACCGCUAAGCAAUUGUCCCUCUGGGGUGAGGAGAACGACGAGGACGUUUCCGACGUCACUGACAAGUUGGGUGUUUUGAUUUACGAGAUUGGUGAAUUGGAGGACCAGUUCAUUGACAAGUACGACCAGUACAGAAUCACCUUGAAGACCAUCAGAAACAUUGAGGCUUCCGUCCAGCCAUCUAGAGACAGAAAGCAGAAGAUCACUGACGAGAUUGCUCACUUGAAGUACAAGGACCCACAAUCUCCAAAGAUCUCUGUUUUGGAGCAGGAGUUGGUCAGAGCCGAGGCCGAGUCCUUGGUUGCUGAGGCCCAGUUGUCUAACAUCACCAGAGAGAAGUUGAAGGCUGCCUUCAACUACCAGUUCGACGCCAUCAGAGAGUUGGCCGAGAAGUACGCCCUCAUAGCCGGUUACGGUAAGGCCUUGUUGGAGUUGUUGGACGAGUCUGCUGUCACCCCAGGUGAGACCAGACCAGCUUACGACGGUUACGAGGCUUCCAAGCAGAUCAUCGUUGACGCUGAGAACGCUCUUGCUUCCUGGACUCUUGACGCUGCUGCCGUCAAGCCAACCUUGUCUUUGCACCAGGGUGAGGACGCCGAAGAGCCAGAGGCCUCUGAGUUGUACGAGGCCGAGGAGGAGUUCGCCAAGCACGACGACACCAACAACGGUGCUGUUGCUGCCUAA
Molecule: messenger RNA, 927 nt
Organism: Candidozyma pseudohaemuli
Lineage: Eukaryota; Fungi; Ascomycota; Pichiomycetes; Serinales; Metschnikowiaceae
Gene: PIL1
Product: lipid-binding protein
Exons: 1
Coding region: 1-927 (308 amino acids)
Biological process (GO): endocytosis; eisosome assembly; negative regulation of protein kinase activity
Cellular component (GO): eisosome filament; plasma membrane
Molecular function (GO): lipid binding
Source: RefSeq, a predicted model, not a curated record